AUGCAAAAGGCAACGGUUAAGCCAGAUGACUACAGCUACAGUGCCGCCAUCAGCGCAUGCGAGAAAGGCAGUCAAUGGCAUCAAGCAUUGAAGUUGUUUGAUGCCCUGCAAAAGGCAAAGGUCCGGCCUGAUGUCAUCAGCUACAGUGCUACCAUCAGCGCAUGUGAGAAGGGCGGUCAAUGGCAGCAAGCAUUGAAGUUGUUUGAUGCCAUGCCCCCAGCAAAGGUUCAGCCAAAUGUUUACAGCUACAGUGCCGCCAUCAGCGCAUGUGAGAAGGCAAAGGUUCAGCCUAAUGUCAUCAGCUUCAAUUCCGCCAUUAGCGCAUGUGAGAAGGGCGGUGAAUGGCAGCAAGCAUUGGAGUUGUUUUAUGCCCUGCUAAAGGCAAAGGUUCAGCCUGAUGUCAUCAGCUACAGUGCCGCCAUCAGCGCAUGUGAGAAGGGCGGUCAAUGGCAGCAGGCAUUGAAGUUGUUUGAUGCCAUGCCCCAGGCAAAGGUCCAGCCUGAUGUCAUCAGCUUCAACUCCACCAUCAGCGCGUGUGAGAAGGGCAGUCAAUGGCAGCAUGCAUUGAGGUUGUUUGAGGCCAUGUCGAAGCAGAACGUGUCGCCAAAUUUAGUUACUUACAAUGCUUUGUUGCAGAGCGCCGCGGUUCAUUCUGGCGAGAUUGGUAGGCAGUUGUUUCUGCAAUGCAACCUUCAAGUGGUUCGGACACUGCGAGCAUGUGGAUCUUCCAAAAUUGACCUGCAUGACCUUUCGGAAGGAACUGAUUUGCUUGCUUUGCGGUAUUGGUUGUCCAAUGCAGUCGCCCGAGACUUGGAGAGCAGCGACCCACUGACUUGUAUCAUCAUCACCGGUUACGGAAAAUCUCGCAAGGACUGGGAUACCACAGAUGUACGUCUGGCGGCCUUGAACUUUUUUCAACGCCUGGGACUCAACGCGUUUCCGUUCCCUCAAAACCCUUGA
Durusdinium trenchii is the source of this 960-nucleotide messenger RNA. The record is from the annotation of a GenBank genome assembly. NCBI's taxonomy places the organism in Eukaryota, Dinophyceae, Suessiales, Symbiodiniaceae.